Molecule: messenger RNA, 946 nt
Organism: Carassius auratus (goldfish)
Lineage: Eukaryota; Metazoa; Chordata; Actinopteri; Cypriniformes; Cyprinidae
Product: interferon a3-like
Exons: 5
Coding region: 231-782 (183 amino acids)
Biological process (GO): response to exogenous dsRNA; defense response
Cellular component (GO): extracellular region
Molecular function (GO): cytokine receptor binding
Source: RefSeq, a predicted model, not a curated record
AUUUUCUAAGUACAAAAUCUAUUGGUUUUAAAAGUGUUUUUAUUAUUCAUAUAGCAGACCAGAUGAGAUAUGUUGUAUAGUAGUCUAUGGACAUUAACUACAGCUAAAAAGUGAAAGUAAGCCGCGUUUUCCCUUUCCAUAUACUCCCGAAUAAAGUCCAGCAAACUCCACCAUGUCCCUGCAUCAUUCCCUCGAGCGACACAGUAGAAAGCUAGUGCACGUAUACAAAGAUGAAACAAACUCAAAUGUGGACAUAUAUUUGUGUGAUAUUUGUAACUCUGCUGAGUCAAUGCUCCGCUUGCAGAUGGCUCGGCAGAUACAGGAUGGUGAACGCCGAUUCUCUGACACUGAUUGAGAAAAUGGGUGGACAUCCAGGGACUGUUAAGGUGCGAUUUCCAGGACACCUGUACAACUUGAUUGGAGAUGCUAAGGUGGAGGACCAGGUGAGGUUUCUUGUCUUGACCUUCGAUCAGAUCAUCAACCUCAUGGAUUCCAAAGAACACAUGAAUCCAGAGCAAUGGAAACUAGUGGAAUAUUUCCUAAAAGACCUGCACAGGCAGUCAUCUGAGCUCAAAGAAUGUGUGGCCCAAUACCAAAAGCCGUCACAUAUGGAGUCAUAUGAGAAAAAGAUAACAAGGCACUUCAGGACUUUAAAGAAGAGUUUAAAGAAAGAAAAAUAUAGUUCUCACACAUGGGAGCAGAUCCGGAGAGCGGUGAAAACCCACCUUCAGAGGAUGGAGAUCAUCGCAAACAAUGCAAACAAGUCCCUGGCAAGAGUUUAACAGACAACCAAUGACAGAAAAAAUGUAUGACUUGGGACACAUUCCAUAGGAUAAAUAAAAUGCUGCAAACAAUGACUUACAAACAAAAACUGGAAAAAAAAAUGUACAAAUGUAUUUGUGUAUUCAGAUGUUUGUAUUUAAUUGCAAUGAAUGAAACCUAGAAU